Messenger RNA from Actinia tenebrosa (Australian red waratah sea anemone), 982 nucleotides. RefSeq lists its product as uncharacterized. NCBI's taxonomy places the organism in Eukaryota, Metazoa, Cnidaria, Anthozoa, Actiniaria, Actiniidae. The record is from RefSeq and is a predicted model, not a curated record.
GGGUACAGGAAAAGGCAUACAAAGGUCUGAUGUGCAUGCAGAAGCAAUUGGGGAAUUCACAGCAACUAGAAUUCACCUUGUUCUUAUUACAUGGCACAAAUCAAGAAAUUGAAACACAGAUUAGUGCAAUCAAUCAGUUUGUGAAGAGCAAGAUACCACCUGGAAUACUAGUUAACUUCCUAGAGCCUUCUUCAGAUGAUGACAACUAUACCUUCCCAGUUCCAUUAUGUGGCCAAGGAUAUGUAAAGUGUGAUGUCAACGUAAAUGGCAAUACCUGUUGUGUCCGUUUUUACCAUGACGAGGUUUUUGUUUCAAUUCCUGAUAUUAAAGAGAAAAGUGGAAGGUGUAUAGAUGGAGCACCUGCACAUGAGACGCGACUUCACGACCCUGACCUACCUGCCUGUAUAAGGUUCUCCCUUUUCUGUAAAACGCCAAUGGAGAUGCGAACCCCAACCAAUUUCAAAGUGGUUCUUACCACAACAGAUGAAAAUAGGACAGAGAUAUUUGGCAACCAUAAAGCCGAGAAAUAUUUUUCAGCUUGCUUUUAUGGUACAGACGAAAUGUCGCAGAAGAACCCAAAUGCAGGCAAUUCCUUGAUGCCAUUGAACGACUGGAAAAUCCUAGUGGACAACCACGACAACAUUUGUGAUAUUCAAGAUUGGGAUGCUAUCAUAAAAUGGUUUGUAACUGAUGGGGCCCUAGAUAAGAAGUUCCUUAAUGAAAGCUUAAGUAAAGAAAGAAAAGGUGAGAUCAUGCGACAUCUCUAUCAAGUUGAGAACAUUUUCCAUAAGUUUAUUGAUGCUUUACAGACAACAGGAGGUAAUGGAGAAUUGAUCAACUUAUUGCUUCAGUGCAUGGCAUCAAUGGAAAAUCAAAACUCUAGUUUGUAAUUAUAUUAGUUAUUUUACUUGCCCAUGAAAAAAAUUAAAGUUCCUAUGACCCCUAACUCAAUAUUUUCAGCAUUGAUUUUAGGUUAGGUGAA